AUGCACAAGCUCCGCGGCAGUGACACGGGCGUGUAUGCCGGCCAGAUGUGCAACGACUUCGAGCUCCUGUCGUACCGCGACCUCGACGCCCUGCCGACGUACAACGCCACCGGUACGAGCCGCAGCAUCCUUGCCAACCGCGUCUCCUACUUCUUCGACUGGCACGGCCCGUCCAUGACGCUCGACACGGCCUGCUCGUCCAGCCUGUACGUCGUCUACCUCGCGGCGCAGGCGCUGCGCUCCGGCGAGUCGCGCGCCGCCGUCGCGUGCGGAACCAACCUUAUCCUUGGGCCCUAG
This is a messenger RNA of Purpureocillium takamizusanense, 297 nucleotides long. RefSeq lists its product as uncharacterized. The record is from RefSeq and is a predicted model, not a curated record. The transcript has a single exon. Gene Ontology annotation, molecular function: fatty acid synthase activity; 3-oxoacyl-[acyl-carrier-protein] synthase activity. NCBI's taxonomy places the organism in Eukaryota, Fungi, Ascomycota, Sordariomycetes, Hypocreales, Ophiocordycipitaceae. Gene Ontology annotation, biological process: secondary metabolite biosynthetic process; fatty acid biosynthetic process. The coding region runs from base 1 to 297 and encodes 98 amino acids.